Lolium perenne is the source of this 753-nucleotide messenger RNA. RefSeq lists its product as uncharacterized. NCBI's taxonomy places the organism in Eukaryota, Viridiplantae, Streptophyta, Magnoliopsida, Poales, Poaceae. The record is from RefSeq and is a predicted model, not a curated record.
GAGCCAAGCCUUCAAUCAGUUACUUAGAAACCUCAUAGCGCACAGCUUCCUAGAAUGGUUACCAGCAGCUGUAGCUUCUUGGCCAUUGCCAUGGCCCUCACUAUCCUAAGCGGCAACAUGACCCACGCCGGUCGCCUCCUGGCCGACUCGACGGAGGCAGCAUCCCCCAAUGCAACCCCUGCCGCCGUCCCAGGCAUCCCCGCACCGAAGCCGCCCGUGUCCACCAUGCCUACUACACUCCCACCGAUACCAACAGUGCCCGCGGUCACCAUACCACAGGUUACGGUGCCGCCGAUGCCGGCUGUGCCAGCGAUCACUGUUCCCCAGUUCACAGUGCCCCCCAUGCCUGCUAUCCCCGCGAUCACCGUGCCCCAGGUCACGUUGCCGCCCAUGCCAGCUGUUGUGGUGCCGAAGGUGACGCUGCCGCCGAUGCCAUUCAUCCCCAAGGUGACAUUGCCUCCGAUGCCUUCAAUUCCGACUAUGACCAUGCCGAUGCCAUUCCUUGCGCCACCUCCUUCUGCAUAGGCAUGAAGAAGAGCCCGCCGUCCAGGAUUUUACAUUGUUCUCUUAAUGGUUUUAGCCAUGUUCAUUGAAUGAUCAAUGUGACUUUGGUCAUGACAGGGCUUCAGCAUCUUAUUAUCCGGUUCCUAUUUUGUAUGUGUGUUUAUGUAUGUAAUAUGAGCUUUGUUUUGAUUAACACAGUGAUCAUGUAUGUAGGUUUAUCACACUUAAUAUCAGACAUACUUUAUGUGA